Molecule: messenger RNA, 498 nt
Organism: Macrosteles quadrilineatus (aster leafhopper)
Lineage: Eukaryota; Metazoa; Arthropoda; Insecta; Hemiptera; Cicadellidae
Product: HIG1 domain family member 2A, mitochondrial
Exons: 2
Coding region: 70-387 (105 amino acids)
Biological process (GO): mitochondrial respirasome assembly
Cellular component (GO): mitochondrion
Source: RefSeq, a predicted model, not a curated record
CCUUAAGAUAGGUUCAGUUUGUUAAAACUUAAAAAUAAAAAUACUGUAGAGUCUUUAAUAAGGUUAAGGAUGACGUCAAAUAACCCUACUGAUGAUGAAAAUUUCGAGUUUAAUUGGCUUCAAACAAGAAAAGAAGUUGGUUUACCCGAUCUUUCUGCCUUCAAUGAUGAAACUGGAUCAGAAAAGUUUAUGAGGAAAUUCAAAGAAAACCCUUUGGUGCCCAUAGGUUGUCUCUUGACCACAACUUGUUUGACUCUUGGGCUGAUGAGCAUGAAGAAAGGUGACAAGAAAAUGUCACAACUGAUGAUGAGGGGAAGAAUACUCGCUCAGGGUUUCACACUUGUAGCUCUGGUCACAGGACUAUGUAUAAAGGCUUCUGCAGACUAAACACAUGUUAAAUACUUGUAACUUCUAGCUUGCAUAGUUAAAUAUUGUAAAUAGUACCAUAUAUGCUCUUCAAUUUUUAAAUCCUAAUUAAAAAUUUGUUUUCAAUAAUCA